AAAUCGGUCGUCUGCUUCAAUUCUUUCCUUCUUCCCGCAGAUCCUAUGGAAUCUCAACCCCCAAAACGAAUUUCGCCUUUGAUUUCGUCUUCUUAGAUUCCUCCCCUUCGAUCUCACUUCAAAAAAUCUUCACUUCCGCCUCCUCCUCUAUUCCCAUUCAUAAAUAAAUCCUUAUCGUGUUUAUGUUUGCUAUGCGUCAUCAUCUUUAUCGAGUUUCUGAUCAAUUUCUUUAAGAAAUAUUGUAUUUUAGUUUAGGUUCUAGGAACCAGUUUCUUCUUUCUCACAGAUGGUGUAGGUUCUAGGGUUUUUAUCGAUUCAUUGUUUUGUUGACAAAUUCCUUGUUGCUGGGGGUUCUUAAGUUUCUGGCAUUGAUAGACAUCAUCGACUUGUAUUGCUUUCUCACAAAUCUUCAUAUCAAAAUUUGCUGUAGAUUUUGGUGUGGAGAUUUUGUAUUUCGCGAGUUUGUGUUUGAUGGAUCUGAGUGCAUUUUGGAGAUCUUAGCUUUUCCGGCGGUGAAUUUCUGUCAAGGGGUUGGACAGAAAGUUAAUUAGUCGAAUCCGCUAACGGUUUGGUUUUUUGGGAUUUCCUCAUGGAUCAUGUGAUUGGUGGGAAGUUUAAGCUUGGGAGAAAGAUUGGUAGUGGAUCUUUCGGAGAGCUUUAUUUGGGAGUAAAUGUUCAAAGUGGAGAAGAAGUUGCUGUCAAGCUGGAAUCUGUCAAGACCAAGCACCCACAGCUUCACUAUGAGGCCAAAUUGUACAUGCUUCUUCAAGGAGGAACUGGCGUUCCCCACCUCAAAUGGAUCGGAGUUGAAGGCGAAUACAAUGCUAUGGUUAUUGAUCUUCUUGGACCAAGUUUAGAAGACUUAUUCAAUUAUUGUAAUCGGAAAUUCACGUUGAAAACAGUUUUAAUGCUUGCAGAUCAGUUGAUAAACAGAGUUGAAUAUAUGCAUUCAAGAGGUUUCCUUCACCGUGAUAUAAAGCCAGACAACUUUUUGAUGGGUCUAGGACGAAAGGCAAAUCAGGUUUACAUUAUAGAUUAUGGUCUUGCAAAAAAGUAUAGGGAUCUCCAAACGCACAAGCAUAUACCAUACAGGGAAAACAAAAAUCUCACUGGUACUGCUCGUUAUGCCAGUGUUAAUACCCACCUUGGAGUUGAGCAAAGCAGGAGGGAUGAUCUGGAGUCUCUUGGUUAUGUGCUAAUGUAUUUCUUGAGAGGAAGCCUUCCUUGGCAGGGGCUGAAAGCUGGCACUAAGAAGCAGAAAUAUGAUAAAAUUAGUGAAAAGAAGAGGCUUACACCUAUAGAGGUGCUUUGCAAGUCUUAUCCGACUGAGUUCAUAUCGUAUUUUCAUUAUUGUCGAUCAUUACGCUUUGACGACAAGCCAGAUUAUUCAUACUUGAAAAGGCUUUUUCGCGAUCUUUUCAUUCGAGAAGGUUAUCAGUUCGACUAUGUAUUUGACUGGACUAUUUUGAAGUAUCCUCAAAUUGGUUCAGGUUCCAGUUCCAGAGGACGGACGGUUGGGAAAUUACCACUGAACCCGGGACCUUCGGCAGAAAGAGUGGAAAAAACCCCAGUGAGACCAGAGGUUCGGGAUAGACUCUCAGGCGCAGUCGAGGCAUUUGCUAGGCGAAAUGGUUCUGGUAGUGGCUUGCAUGGUGAACACUCAAGACACAGAUCUUCAGAACGUGCAACAUCCUCCAAAGAAGUGCACGGUGACUCAGAUAGAGGUCGCAUCUCACGAACCGGUAGUACUUCAAAAAGAGCAAUUGUGUCAAGCAGCAGACCAAGCUCCUCCGGUGAACCGAGCGAGAGCCGAUCAAACCGACUAGGUUCAGGCAGCGGUCGCAUAUCCACCAACCAAAGGAUUCAUUCUCAACCUGGAUUUGAAUCCAAGUCAUCAUCUUUCUCACGUGCUGUACCCUCAUCAAGAGGGGGCCGUGAUGAUGCUCUUCGAAGCUUUGAACUGUUAACUAUCGGCAACACCAAGAGGAAAUAAGAAGAGGUUUAUUUCCCUAACACAUGGAUGUGUGGGACCCAUCUGAAUAACCAUUUCUUUAAAUCCAUUUACAGCCAAACCAAACCAAACCUGAAAGAUUCAUCCUUCAUCUUGUAUAACCUUGAAGAAAGAGAGAUUGUUUCUCACUUUAGGGUGGAUGUUCAUAUGUUGUCAUGUCAAGUGCCUAAUUGGUGAAUGUUUAUGUUGAAGAAUCAUUGAAAUUGUCUUUUGUG
Cynara cardunculus var. scolymus (artichoke) is the source of this 2226-nucleotide messenger RNA. Its product is annotated as casein kinase 1-like protein 10. Bases 590 to 1993 code for a protein of 467 amino acids. NCBI's taxonomy places the organism in Eukaryota, Viridiplantae, Streptophyta, Magnoliopsida, Asterales, Asteraceae. Gene Ontology annotation, cellular component: nucleus; cytoplasm. The record is from RefSeq and is a predicted model, not a curated record. Gene Ontology annotation, molecular function: ATP binding; protein serine/threonine kinase activity. The transcript has 14 exons. Gene Ontology annotation, biological process: signal transduction; endocytosis; peptidyl-serine phosphorylation.